CCUUUGCAGGUUAUCUCAUCCUCUUUAGCAUUUCCAGUGGUGUUGACUAGUUGUAGGCGGUUUCACAUGAUUUCUUUCGUAGACUAAAGGAGAACAACCGGUACCUACUUGAAUUUAACUGCACGAAAGAAGAUCCAAGGGCCGUCAUCACACAAUAAGAGACAUGCCUUCGCCACCCUUCAAUAUGAAUACAUUUAACACCACAUCAGCAGACCGAGUUUCUGGCGUAGAUCCGUUUCGAGCCCACAUGGAAGCUCUGGAAGUUGCUGGGAAGAUGAUUGAGAAACAGAUGACUCUGGACAAUAGCUUUCCUCUCUUGACAGAUCGCAUGAGAAUCACAGCCAAGAGUGGACCAACUGUAAGCGGGCUCAGUGAGUUGGACUAUCCUACUGUCAACGCCAUGUCUGGACUGUCCUCCAUCACUCAACUUCGGACCAUGAACAAAGUGCCACUUCCACCGGAGAUAAUGGAGCACUUCGGUCACAUGCAGUGCCAAUGCAUGAUGGGAGUGUUUCCUGAAAUCAACCGAGCUUGGCUCACGAUUGACAGUGACAUUUAUAUAUGGGAUUUUGAACAUGGGACAGACGUGGCAUACUAUGACGGACUGAGUGAGACCAUUGUCAGUGUUGGGCUGGUACGACCCAAGCCAGGAGUAUUCCAGAACUAUAUCCGCCACUUGCUGGUGCUCACCACUACAGUUGACAUCGUUGUGCUGGGUGUCUCCCUCUCUUCUGCCCAAGGUGCGGCUGGGCCACUCACAGAGAUCCACCUGACCCCGGAGAUCAUCUAUACACUCCCCACAGAUGGUGUGCCCAUUGGCGUCAUAACUGGGACUGCUAUGGGACGCAUCUUUCUGGGUGGCAAGGACGGCAGUCUCUUUGAGAUACACUACCAGAAAGAGAUCGGAUGGACAGGAAAGAGGUGUAAGAAGGUGAACCACUCAACAGGGACCCUGUCAUUCCUUGUUCCAUCAUUUCUGAAUGCAGCGUUCAGUGAGGAUGACUCUAUAGCCCAGAUCUCUGUGGACAACUCCCGCCACAUUCUGUACACAUUGUCGGACAAGGGAACCAUCUCCGUGUUUGACCUUGGAGACAAUGGGAUGUCGACAGGGCGGCUGGCUUGCUUAUCACAGUCUGCUAUCACGCAAGCAGCUCUCAGUAUAGCCAGGACGCUAGAUAGCUCAAACUUCAACCAGUUGGUGAGUAUCAGUGCCAUGACAGCGGAGGAGUCUGCUCACUUGGGGCUGGUUGCCGUGACGACUGCAGGCAGCCGUUUAUACUUCUCGACAGGAGCUGCCGGUCAGCGUCCGACCACUCUCCAACUUUUUCAUGUACGUCUGCCACCUGGAUUUGCUGCCAAUGCUCCCACCAAUCGACCUAGCACUGUGCACAUUGCUCUUUACUCUCAUGGUAAUCUAAUACUGGUGACAUCACCGGGAGGUAACCAAGACAAGGUGUGGAGUUUGAGUGGGGAUCUGUUCCCCCUCCAGCCUACACUGAGUGAGACCCAGAGUGUGGGACGACUAGAUGGAGUGGCCUGGGCGCUGCAAGAAAUGUACCUCGGAGACCCUCCCUCCUCCUCCUCCACCAGCCAUCCCCUACCACCACUUAUUGUGCGACAACACUAUGAGCCAGCUCGACAGUUUGUCAUUCUAACACCUAAUGGAGCUGAGAUUAUGAAGAGUCUGCGGCCAGUUGAUGUGUUAAGUCAGCUGUUACAGCAGUACAAUGGUCCAGAGAGUGAUGUAGUCAAGGCCUACUUCCAGUCCCAGACUGAGGACCAGGCCUGUGCAACCUGCCUGCUGCUGGCUUGUGACCUCAGUGUCCACAACACCCAGUUGGCAGAGUGGGCAACAAGAGCAUUCUUCUUGUAUGGUGGGGAGCCCAAGGUAGCUUCAGCGCAGGUUCUCAGUCCACCGUCCUUCCAGUACUCUCUACCUCCAGGUUUCAACCCCGCUUCCGUGUCAACACCAGUGGGCCGUUCUGUCUAUUCACCCCCUGACAACUGUCAAGUCCAGUUCUCUGCUAAACAUAACGGUCUCUACCUUUUCAUCAGCCGCAUCCUCCGUCCGCUCUGGAACUCCAGAAUUGUACAAAAAGUGUCCAUUAGUGGCAAGCAAUAUUUGGUGAGUAGUGUAUCAGGCAAGGAAGUUACUGUGGUGGCAUCCAAACUGCUGGCUCUCCGUUCCUUCCUAGAGAAAAACACACAGUUCACAUACAAUCCGGGUUCGCAGAGCUAUAUGACAACAGUGGAGACAACACCUGUAGCAGCUGGUCGCAGCCGACUUCAGGAGGUACAGCUGCAGGAGAAGCACAGCCUUGAUGCCCUCACCACUCUGGUAGACCACUCCUGUCAAGUGUUGGGUCUGUGGAAGAUCAUGUGUGAACACCAGUUCCAUGUAAUUACUGAUACCAUGCCAUCGGAGCAACAGACAGAGAUGGGCAUGGCAACCUUCCGAGACCUUAUUCUUGUUGGGCAGGACAUUUGUACUACUCUUAUCAACAAACUUAUCAACACAUAUUUAAGUGACAACACAUCCAUUGAUCCGAUAAGUCUCAAACUGCGGAACACAUGUCCCAAACUGUACCGCAAUGAAGAUGCUGCUUGUUCUAAGGCCAAUGAAAUGAUAAAUGUUGCCAAGACAAAGCAAAACAGAGAAGAACAGGAGAAACUUCUAACUUCAGCUCUGAAGCUGUGCAAGGAGGUGGCACCUCAGAUCAACCUGUCCGGCAUCUGUCGUCAAUUGGUGGCCUGUCACUACUACAACGGAGUCGUGGAGCUAGUGCUGGAGUGUGCGGCCAAGUGUGACCCCAAAGAUAUAGCCUUGCACUACUACACUACAACUCAGCCUGGCGACGACACACUCGGCUACCAGGCUUAUGCGCAGAGACUAGAUUGUUACAAAGAAGUGAAGGCAGUUCUAGACCAUCUACGACACAAGAGUAACACCGCUUCGUACAGCAUCCCUACCAGACCGGGAUUACCUCCUCCCCAGCCCCCACCCAGUGCCUCACCACUUGACGACACCACCAAGGUGGAAGAUGUGAUCAAGCAGUGUAUGGAGUCUACAGACCAGCUGUUACACAUGGAGGUGUAUGAGUGGUUGGUGUCACACCGACUCUACGGUGAUCUGAUAACAGUAGCCAAGCCCAGUCUCGAACUAUUCCUCAAGCGAGCCACAGCAAGUCCCGCCCGGCGUGAUGCGGCAGAGUUUGCUGAUUUGUUAUGGAAGUAUCAUGAACGCCAUGGCAAUCAUUCAGCUGCAGCACAGAUUUUAUAUUCACUUGCCAAAACUCCUGGUGAAAACCUGACGCUUGAGCAGCGCAUCACAUAUCUGGCAAAGGCAGUAUUGUGCAUGCGCAGUGAUCAAGUGGGCUGUGCUCCCCACCUUGGAGUCUUUCUACAUGAGCUGGAGGACUACCUGGAAGUAGCAAAUGUCCAGAAAAAGGUGUUGGAUGCCCUAAGCAGUUCUCUUAGUAUGCACAGGCAAGCAGACGACGCAAUCAGAAGACUCAACUCUUGUCUGCUAACUAUAACAGAGCUGUAUGCCGACUUUGCUGAGCCAUACAAUCUGUGGGAGUGUAAACUGGCCAUCAUAGAUGUGUCGGGACAUGACGACCUGGAUCUCAUACAAAGGAUAUGGGACAACAUAAUACAAGAUGAGUUGAGGAAAAGUACCAGCCUGGCACCUGAGGACAAGGUGGGGGUGGUGUUGGCCAAGGUCAAGGAGUUGGGCACCCAGUAUCUGGUCAGUUCCCGAUGCUUUCCUGUUGCAUACUUGAUGUGGCAGUUGGAGCAACUGUCUUGUCUGGAGAAUGCAAGCCGUAGCAACGUGUUCAACACUUUCUACAGCAUUGGCAUCACUUUUCCACAAACAGUUGAUAUCUACAAAAAAAUGUACAUAAUGAAUGACCGCUGUUGGGCCAGUCAUGGGAACGAGUUCUAUCUGAUAGAAGUCAUCGCCAGCCUGGCAGAAACAUUAAUCAACAAUCCUAAACUGGUGAAAUCUAGUGAGAAACAAGUUGUUGCUGUCAGCUUACAAGAGCUGAUCACCAGCUGUCUGACUACAGUGUACAGUAGACCCAACACCAGUGAACUGGACACUCGACUUAACAACGCUUUCACUCAGCUCAGUAAACUAUGACCACCAGGAUUUGUCUAAACAAAGACUGACCACAUGAAGUGAUGACGCAACAGUUCAGAUCAGCUGUUUUGUAAAUUUCAUCAUAGCCUACAUGUGUUUUGUAAAUUUUUACUCUUGGAGUGUUUUUAUAUCAGAGAAGUCAAUUAGUGAUGUAAGAUUUUUAUAGGUUAUGUUAAAUUAUUGUUAAUACAUUUUUUUAAAAUCUGGA
This is a messenger RNA of Homalodisca vitripennis (glassy-winged sharpshooter), 4352 nucleotides long. RefSeq names its product nuclear pore complex protein Nup155 (gene Nup154). The record is from RefSeq and is a predicted model, not a curated record. Gene Ontology annotation, biological process: transcription-dependent tethering of RNA polymerase II gene DNA at nuclear periphery; protein import into nucleus; RNA export from nucleus. Gene Ontology annotation, molecular function: structural constituent of nuclear pore. Gene Ontology annotation, cellular component: nuclear pore inner ring; nuclear pore. The transcript is spliced from 28 exons. NCBI's taxonomy places the organism in Eukaryota, Metazoa, Arthropoda, Insecta, Hemiptera, Cicadellidae. Bases 164 to 4144 code for a protein of 1326 amino acids.